UUUCUGAUUUCAAGGGAUGUUACUCUCACACUAAAACAACACUCUUUCAGAUAAGAAGCCGUACAUCCUUAAGGAAAUGGUCUCAGCACUCAGUUUCCUCAUGUUUAUUGGAUGGGAUUGAAUAUAUACAAGCAGAACAUCAUGAAAAUGUAGUCAUCUUAACAAGAAAGCAUAAAAUAACCACAUCCCAGUAGUAGAGAAAGUGUUUUGUGACUAGUAAUAAAGGAAUUAUCUGUAUAGCAAUGGGGGAGUCAAAGAAGGACUUUAUGAUGAAAAGGGCCAUGAAUAAGGGCACCUUCAUUAGUGCUUCAAACUACAAGAAUCGCUGGUUUAUCCUAGAUGACCAAUUCCUCAGAUACUUCGACGGAACUUUAGAUAAACAAAAUAAAGAAAAGGGCAGGGUUGAGUUACGAAAAAUCAAAGCAGUUGAGACUGUAGAUGACUUUGUUUUGGAUAAGAAAUCCAAUGUAUUUCAGGUAGUCCAUGGUUCCCCGAAGAGUAGUGACAUAUUAACCUUGUAUAUUGUUGCAACAAAUGAUGCUCAGAGACAAGACUGGGUCACACAUCUCAGGAAAGCUGCUGAAAAUGCUGAGGCGACAUUUAUACCAAAGUAUCACAAAGGGGUAUGGAUUAAUGGCAGUUAUACUUGCUGUAACCAGAUUUCAAAGAAUGCCAUUGGCUGUGAAGUAACUUCCACAGAGAGAGAGUUUGGUGGUGUUUCCUCAGCCCUUCCCCCACCCCCUUCCAUCCCUCUCCCAUCACCAGAGCCCACACCCAAGAAGGUGGUGGUAGCAGUUUACAACUUUUCACCCACAGAAGAUGAGGACUUGGCACUCUUGCAAGGUGAAGAAUAUGAGAUUUUGGAUGACUCUCGAGAACACUGGUGGCGAGCCAAAGACAAGGAUGGGAGAUCUGGUUAUAUACCAUCAAACUACGUCAAAAAGAAAUUUGAUCUAGAAAUGUUUGAUUGGUAUUAUAAGAAUUGUACACGUGAAAGAAGUGAGGCCAUACUAAGAGAGGAACAGAGGGAAGGUUGUUUUCUGGUGCGUGAAUCAAGUGCACCCGGCAUGUUUACAUUAUCCCUACUUACAACAGAAAAUGAUGGACAAGUUCGUCAUUAUCAUAUAAAGAAGAAUGACCAAGGAUACUAUUACAUAGCAGAAAAAUACGCAUUUCCUUCAAUAUCUGAGCUUGUGCAUUAUCAUAAACACAAUUCUGCGGGGCUUGCUACCCGCUUAAAAUCUCCGCCCACAAGAAGUGGCACAGCAGCUCCUGCCACGGCAGGCUUUAGUUCUAGUAAAUUUGAGAUUGACCCAUUAGAGAUUUCUAUUGGAGACCAGCUUGGGGCUGGUUGCUUUGGAACUGUUCACGAAGGUAAAUGGCGUGGCAAACGUGUAGCUGUAAAGAUGAUGAAAGAAACAGCCAUGUCAGAUGAGGGUUUUAUUGAGGAGGCUAAAACCAUGACACAAUUAAAUCACCAGAAUUUAGUCCAGCUUUAUGGCAUUGUAACCAAGAAGAAACCACUUAUCAUUGUUACAGAACUUAUGCAAUAUGGCUCAUUGCUUUCAUACUUACGGAGACAUAAAGCUCGCUUGUUGGUUAAGACUGCAACUUUACUGGACAUGUGUUCACAAGUUUGCAAUGGAAUGGCUUAUCUAGAAAAGAGGAAAUUCAUACACCGUGACCUGGCUGCCAGAAACUGCCUGGUGGGACAGAGCACAGUAGUCAAAGUGGCAGACUUUGGACUGGCAAGGUAUGUGAUAGAUGAUGAAUACACCAGUUCAACAGGGACCAAAUUUCCUGUCAAAUGGGCACCCCCUGAGGUUCUAAGCUACACUCGCUUUAGUAGCAAAUCGGAUGUAUGGGCAUAUGGUGUUUUGAUGUGGGAAAUAUUUACUGGUGGAAUUAUGCCAUAUGAUAAAAUGAAGAAUGUGGAGGUGGUAGAUUACGUAUGCCAUUCUAGACAACGAUUAGAAAAGCCAGCUUCUUGUCCGGAGAAAAUUUACAAAGUCAUGCUUCAAUGCUGGCAACAUGAAGCAGACAAGAGACCAUCAUUUAGUGAUUUAUUACAGCUUUUAAGUGGAUUACUUGAACAAGGGAACUAUCCAUAUAUUAGUACAUAAUUGGUUUGUGAUCUCAACAGAUUUGGCAUUGUUGAAUUGCACGUGAACCUAGCUUUAUUCUACAAUAAACCAGUAUUUAUAGAGGUUUUCUCUAAUAAUUCUUUUAAUGGAUAAUUUCAACUCUUUAGCAUGUUAUUGGUUUCCAUGACAAUCCUACCAAAAAGUUUUAUGCUACCGGUACUCUCUGAAAAGCUUGUGUGGAAACGAGUUUAUUCACUGCAAAAUAAUUGUUUAUGCACAUAUUUGCAUUUCUGUUAUGCAAUCUGUAUAACAAAAGUUUGCAAAAGCUAUACUAAGCAAUUUUUUUUUUUACAUUUUUAUCUACACAAGUUUGUUAUUUUGUGUAACAAUCAAGUUUUAUAAAAGAAAAAAAAAAAGAAUUUUGAUACUUGUAAACAGUGCUUCCCCACAGUACAACUGUUAACAUGACAUUGUUCUUCCAUAUUUGUUUUUUUAACUUGUACUUGUUGUAAUAUUGACUAUAUUUUUUGAUAUUGAUUGCCAUUCUGAAGUCAGAUUGAACUUCUGCAUAUUCAAAUCAUAUACAUGUAUUUAAAAUUUAUUAUGUGAAAAUUAUGAUCUUUUUUAUAUGCUUUUUUUUUGCAAGUAGAUUAUUAAUUGUCUGCUAAGUUUUAAUUGGGUAUCAAUCAUCAUAUAACACAUCAUCAUACCAAAUACUUUCAUGUACUUCAUUUGUGAAUUAGAGGGGCAGGGUGUCUUUCUUUUUAAUCUGUAUACAUUAUAGUAAGUCAGUUCAUAUAAAGUAAAAUUUUAGCAAUGAAGAAGGGCUUGAGUGCCUCACUUCUUCUGCCACCUUCUUAAUCGCAAAAAUUUUACUUGAUAUAAAUUUACUAUUACUUUUCUUCAUAACUGUGAAGUAACAUUUUCAUGAAAAGUUUAAUGUAAAUGUACAUGAACAAAUCUCAGUUAAGAACUUCGAAGAACAAAAAGCUGUGGUCAGUUAAUCAUGAUGUAUAAAUAUACACUGAGUUUUACUUUUUCUAUCAAUUCUUUAUGAUAUGGACAUGUUUUUAAUCUUCAUAUUUCUAUGUAUGAAUAUUUUCAUUAUUUUUUUUUUUGACUGAAGAGAUUUUUUUCCCGAAACAUUGUAAUGAUGAUGGGGGAAUAAGGCAUAUAAAAUGCCUAUACAUGUAUCAGGAUGGAUAAGAUACUGAAAAAUAUCGACAAAUCUGAUAAUUCUUUUACAAAAAAUAACCCUUAAAUAGGUUCAAUACUUGGAAUAUAUUGGUUUUAACUGCUGUAUCUGUACCAAAAUCUUCAACUAGUAUCAUUUUUUUUAGACCCUCAAUGCCAUUUUUUUAUAGAGUGGAUCUGUUAAAUAUAUUUUUUGUCUUAGUAUAAUUAAGGUCAAAUAGAAGUCGAAUCAUUUUCAAUCAACAAAAACUUUGAAUGAUGAUCAAUAUACAUUAGAAAUAACAUUUUGUAUCCCAACAAUUGAUAUUUUAGGAAAAUAAUACCAAUCCAUAAAUUCGUAUGCAAAGUCACGUAUAGCAUUUACAUAAGGCAUUUUGUAGAUACUGAAAUGGCUCAGUGGUUGGAGCAUCAAACCUUUGAUAUCUCUUAAGAGCUAGGCAUUUUGGGUUGAAGCUUCGAUACCAUCAAAACUUGCAUCAAAUAUUUUCUUAUUUUCUUUGUGUCAUUUGAAAUUAACCGACUUUAGUAAGAAAUUAUGCUUUUGCAAAAUUGUAUUAUAUUAUUAAAAGAUAAAUUUUGGUGGGAAAAAAACCCCUUUACAAAUUGUGUUUUACGAUUAAACCAAUGGGCAUUUGCACCAUCUUAUUCCCCCAUCUUCUUUAUCUAAAUUGAAUCAGUUGAAUUAAAUCAGUUUAAUUAUACAUAAAUGUUUAUCGAUUAAUAAUGCACAAAAGAUGUGCAAGUGUAAUGCCAGGUAGAUUAUUCAUUUCAUGUUUCAUUUGUACAUGCAGUAUUUGUGUAGAUUGCCAGAUUUGAUUUAAUGCUGUGAUUUUAGUUAGAAAAGUUUCAUGUUACAUCACCUGUUGAGUAUAUCAUAUAUACGUGUAUGCUGAUAACUACUUGCAAUACCAACAUUCUUUCUUGAACUGUUAUAGUAACAUUGUUAAUUUAUGUAUUACUUUAUGAUGCAAAAUAAUAUGAAAUUUCAUUGAAGUUG
This is a messenger RNA of Magallana angulata, 4275 nucleotides long. Its product is annotated as tyrosine-protein kinase Tec-like. Gene Ontology annotation, molecular function: non-membrane spanning protein tyrosine kinase activity; ATP binding; protein binding. The transcript is spliced from 18 exons. Bases 243 to 2123 code for a protein of 626 amino acids. Gene Ontology annotation, biological process: intracellular signal transduction; peptidyl-tyrosine autophosphorylation. The record is from RefSeq and is a predicted model, not a curated record. NCBI's taxonomy places the organism in Eukaryota, Metazoa, Mollusca, Bivalvia, Ostreida, Ostreidae.